Daphnia carinata is the source of this 1858-nucleotide messenger RNA. Its product is annotated as alpha-L-fucosidase-like. Bases 52 to 1575 code for a protein of 507 amino acids. Gene Ontology annotation, biological process: fucose metabolic process; glycoside catabolic process. The transcript has 9 exons. Gene Ontology annotation, cellular component: lysosome. Gene Ontology annotation, molecular function: alpha-L-fucosidase activity. NCBI's taxonomy places the organism in Eukaryota, Metazoa, Arthropoda, Branchiopoda, Diplostraca, Daphniidae. The record is from RefSeq and is a predicted model, not a curated record.
CCACUAAACUAAUCCAAUCAAACUUAACUUUCAAGUGGAUUAGGUUUUUGGAUGUUAUUGGUUUUUCAUCUGUGGCCAAAAAAAAUGCUGUGGCUGCCAAUAACCCUUUUACUUGUUUGGUCAAGUAAAGGCAACCUUGCAGGGUUUCUUGACAAAUCAACUGGACCUGAGUCAUAUUUUGAUGUUUUGGCCUUACCUGUGGUGAAAAACAACCCCAAUAACUUUGAAAGUAACACCAUUGAUUUGCAAGUACCAGAUAGUGAUAUCAAAACUCAACAUUAUACCCCGGACUGGACCAGUCUGGAUAGCAGGCCUUUACCCGCUUGGUAUGAUGAUGCCAAAUUUGGUAUCUUUAUCCAUUGGGGAGUUUUCUCUGUGCCUGCAUAUGGCUCUGAAUGGUUCUGGUGGUAUUGGAAAGGAGCAAAAAAACCUGAAUUUGACGAAUUCAUGCAAAGAAACUAUGCACCUGGUUUUACCUAUGCUGACUUUGCACCAAAGUUUACAGCAGAAUUCUAUGAUCCACUUGAAUGGGCUGAGAUAUUCAAGAGUUCUGGAGCAAAGUAUGUAGUCCUGACAAGUAAACAUCAUGAAGGAUACACACUUUGGCCUUCCAAGUACUCUUGGAAUUGGAAUGCGAUGGACGUCGGACCCAAAAGAGAUUUAGUUGGUGAUUUGGCCGAAGCCAUCCGCAAUUCCACGGAUCUUAAGUUUGGCCUUUAUCAUUCUCUAUUCGAAUGGUUUCAUCCUCUUUAUCAACAGGAUGAAAAAAAUAAUUUUACUACUCGAGAUUUCGUUAAGUUUAAAACAAUCCCCGAGCUUUAUGAGAUAGUAAACAAAUACAAGCCGAGCAUCGUUUGGUCAGACGGCGAUCAAGGUGCCAAAGACGUUUACUGGAACGCCACAGAUUUUAUCGCUUGGCUUUACAAUGACAGCCCAGUUAAAGAGGACGUGGUAGUUAACGAUCGAUGGGGAUCAGGCGUAGCCUGUCAUCAUGGCGGCUUUUACACUUGCGAUGAUCGCUUUAAUCCAGGAAAACUUUUGUCGCAUAAGUGGGAAAACUGCUUGACCAUUGACAAGAAUUCUUGGGGUUACCGCCGGAAUGCCAGACUAUCUGAUUUUCUAUCGACGCAUGACCUAAUCAAGGAGCUCGCCAGUACUGUCAGUUGCGGAGGAAAUAUGCUACUGAACGUCGGUCCCACACACGACGGUAUAAUUGCGCCUAUUUUUGAAGAGCGUCUUCGUCAGAUGGGUGAAUGGCUUAAGGUCAAUGGGGAAGCUAUUUACUCCACUCAACCUUGGACCCAUCAGAAUGAUACGCUCACUCCAGAUGUUUGGUAUACUUCGUCCAAGGACGGCAAGACUGUUUACGCUAUUUUCCUUUUUUGGCCAAAAUGGGAUAUCCUUAACCUUGGCGCGCCUGAAGUGAGCUCUCAAACACGCAUCUCAAUAGUUGGCUACGACGGAGACAUUGACUGGGUUGUAUCGCCGCCUGGCAUUCAGUUGACUUUGCCGUCGAAGUCGGAAAUUUCAAGUGAUUGGGCUUGGGUGGUACAAUUAGAUAACUUGGUGAACUGAAAAGGUAAAGUACACCUGCAUUAUUUUCCAGUGCGGAAAAUUGCAAUUCUUAAUGAUGAAUCGGCGACAAGUCAUGGACGUUAACUUUUCGCCGUUGUCCUUAUAAUAAAAUCAGAAUACAGCCCAAGCGUUCAUGAGCAAUUCGAAAUCCUUGUCAGUGUGUUAUUUAUACUGUGCAGUAUGUUUGGGGCUAAAUUGAAAAUCAGUCUGUAGGUGUAGCAAAUCUUACUUGUCAUUUUACCUUAACUUCUGCACAUAGUACAUAAAAGUUUUUGAAAAUUCA